AUGGACAGCCAGCGAGGAGCGUUGCCUACGCCCGGUCGGCGCUCCCUCCAUCUCUCGCGCAGCAACUCCAAUCGAACCCCUGACACCGAUGAUGACUCGGAGAAUAGCCGUUGUCCCUCUCCCUUACUUACAAUCGAGGGUGGGUAUCGGAUCGAUCCUUUUGUUCGAUACCCGGUUGUGCGGGCUUCCAGGGGCGUACAGUUCAUGGCAGAUUACUAUGUUCAAGUAUGGGCGCCCCAGCAAGCACAGGCCUUCAGUGUCCAGAAUGGAGGGAAUGCGCUCCUCGAACUGGUGUUACCAUUAGCAUUGCGGAAUUCGAUGCUUUUCCAGGCAACCAUUGCCAUGACAAGAGCGGCGUGGGUCUUGAGGAGGGGAUCAGACCCUUUGGCCGACAAGAUGUUGCUUCGACACCGAGGAAUCGCGCUGAGAGAGCUGAGAGAUGCUCUGAUGGCUCCUGAUCGGCCAAAUCCAGACCUCGUCUUGCUGACAAUGUCUACGCUUCUCACCUUGAACUACAUGAUCAACGAUCUGGAAUCCUUUGAAAUCCAUCUCCGUGUCCUGGAGAACAUGUUAGCAUCCACCGAACCCGAAUAUGAUACCGGCGUUAAGAGCUUUGUGCGAGGGAGGGCCCUGGCGUUUGGAGUGCUUGCCUCUUUCUUGCAAGCUAAUCAGCCGAGUUAUGCAACCCGGAUCAACGAGAAAGGCCACAGGAUCAGUACAUUGACUUAUCCGGGCCACCCUUUUCUCCCUGAUCUCUGCGCAGUCAUUGCGCAGUUGCCGGAGGGCUUUGCAGAAGUUGCAUUGAGUGGCAGCAUUGCGGUCGAACUGAUUAGCUUUUUGGUGAAGCUGACGGAACUCUUCAUCUGGAUUGCGUCCUCUCAGCACGAGAGGAACGCCCAGCCGAAGCCUGACAUGACAAUGCAGCGGGCAAUUUACGAUCUCCAGUGUCUCUCUGCCCUGCAGCUGACUCCAAUCGAGAUGCAGAUAUCCCGAGCAUUGCUGGCCUUCUGUUUACAUCUCUACAACGAGAUGUCGUUUCACAUCCCGCUCGCGCGACCUCUUCGCCCCCUCCUGGAAACAUUCAACGCGCAUACUGAGACCCCUCGGAGCCCCUGGCUCAAUCGGUGCCUUUAUUGGUGUUCGAUAGUCACGGCCAGUGCUUGGGACACCCAGAUUGAUGCAUCUCCAGAACGACAUGUUGUUCUCGACAACCUGAUCAACAAGUUGCCGGAGGCGAGAUCGUGGGAAGACACCGAGGAAAUGAUGAGGAUGUUCCUGUGGCAGGAUCGUCUUGCGGAUGAGUGGGAAAUUUGUUGGCGUGCGGCAUCGUUCAGAAGGCGUCGGCAGAGGAGAGGAGCAUCUCCGCUCGCGGUGGCACCACUUUGGCUAAUCGAGGGUGUACAGAAGUCGGAAACUUCGUCGUCCGAAGAAUAUUUGUGA
Messenger RNA from Fonsecaea multimorphosa CBS 102226, 1440 nucleotides. RefSeq lists its product as uncharacterized. NCBI's taxonomy places the organism in Eukaryota, Fungi, Ascomycota, Eurotiomycetes, Chaetothyriales, Herpotrichiellaceae. The record is from RefSeq and is a predicted model, not a curated record. Bases 1 to 1440 code for a protein of 479 amino acids. The transcript is spliced from 4 exons.